AUGGUGUCGCCAUCAGAAGACGCACAAAUAACAAAAUUAUUAUCAAAGUAUAAACAUGUGAAUGCCACCAAGAAGGAAAUCAUUGAUGUGGUCACAAAUUAUCGAAGUUUGACGUAUAAAUUACAAAAGUUCGUAUUCAAUGAUGGCAGUUCAAAAGACUUAUUCAACUUACAAGGAACCAUACCGGUCGUUUAUAAAAACAAUACCUACUACAUUCCAAUUUGUAUUUGGCUAAUGGACACUCAUCCAAUGAAUGCUCCUAUAUGUUAUGUCAAACCUACACCAACAAUGCAUAUCAAAGUUUCAAUGUAUGUGGAUCAUAAUGGACGUAUCUACUUGCCGUAUUUGCAUGACUGGCAACCACAUUCUAGCGACUUAUUGUCUUUGAUACAAAUAAUGAUUGUGGUGUUUGGUGAUUAUCCGCCAGUGUAUUCAAAACCAAAGGAACAAGUUGCGCCAUAUCCAACAACAGGUUAUAUACCGCCCGCUGGUCCCAAUGCAUCAUCUACAUCGGGUGGAUCUUAUAAUUUGCCCUACCCAGCCAGUGGUGGCUCUUUUCCACCAUAUCCUCCCUCAAGUGGAAAUAAUUUUGGAGGGUUUCCACCAUAUCCAACAUCUGGAAAUGUAAUGCCUGCAGCCACGUCUGGCCCGGGUACUGGAUAUCCACCUUAUAUGAAUUAUCCACCUGGCCCUGGCUACAAUUCAGGAUAUAACUCUUCGAAUGCCAGCUCAACAGGAACCAUUACGGAGGAGCACAUUAAGGCAUCUCUUAUUAGUGCUGUUGAAGACAAACUAAGACGACGUCUACAGGAGAAAGUAAAUCAAUAUCAAGCUGAAAUUGAUACACUGAAUCGUACCAAACAAGAAUUGGUAGAAGGCAGUGCUAAAAUCGACUCUAUAAUAGCUCGCAUGGAAAAGGAGCAGGUCGAUUUGCAAAAAAAUAUCAACAUUUUACGUGACAAAGAAGAGGAAUUAGAAAAGAGUUUAGAAUCUUUGGAGUCUUCGGAUGGUAUUGAUCCAGAUGAAGCGGUUACUACUACUGCCCCCUUGUACAGACAGCUACUAAAUGCUUAUGCCGAAGAAGCUGCCACCGAGGAUGCCAUUUACUAUUUGGGAGAAGCGUUGCGAAGCAGUGUGAUUGAUUUGGAAACAUUCUUAAAACAUGUACGCCAGCUAUCACGUAAACAAUUUAUGUAUAGGGCACUAAUGCAAAAAUGCCGACAAAAGGCAGGACUUGCCGGAUAAA
Musca vetustissima is the source of this 1246-nucleotide messenger RNA. It is a transcript of the gene TSG101, whose product is annotated as tumor susceptibility gene 101 protein. Gene Ontology annotation, cellular component: ESCRT I complex. NCBI's taxonomy places the organism in Eukaryota, Metazoa, Arthropoda, Insecta, Diptera, Muscidae. Gene Ontology annotation, molecular function: ubiquitin binding. Gene Ontology annotation, biological process: protein modification process; protein transport; endosome to lysosome transport. The record is from RefSeq and is a predicted model, not a curated record. The transcript is spliced from 9 exons. Bases 1 to 1245 code for a protein of 414 amino acids.